AUGUGCGAAGCCGAUCGACGGAAUGGCAAAAUGAAGUGUCGGAAGAGGGGCGUCGAAUUCGGGUUAGGUGAGAGUAGGAGAUGCGAUACAGUAGGAAGAGGGAAUGAGUCAGUCAUGAACAUCGAUGCAAACGUAGCGAGAGUGUCCUGCCCUUGGAACGACAACUGCCGUCAGGACGUUGGCGCCCAGCAAAGUAGCAGUCGAUGCCGCUGCUUCCGGAGGGUGGUCCGCUACUCGGCCCUGGUAGGAGGUAUCGGAUACGGCAUUCUCCACCGCAGAACAUUGCAAGCAAAGGCGGACGCCAAGGCCGCUCACGCCGAAUACAAGCACAAGGAGCAGCUCAUCCAAAAGGCAAAGGAGGCAUACAAGAACAAGCUCGUCGCCAAGCAGAGCGAUUCUGGCAGUGAGUAUCAUGCGCAAAAGCCUGGCAAGAACAGUCGUCACGGAUCCCGAAAACCCAGCGUUCGACUUGGAAAAGUUCCUGACCAAGCUCGAGCAGGACAGCAAGUGAAGGAGCUGUUCAUCUAUCAUCGUAGCUGUCGGAAGCUCAAGCGGAAAGACACCCGCAUAUUCAUGAUGCUUGUGCGACGUGUUCGCCUUCCUGAAGCUACCUAG
Molecule: messenger RNA, 615 nt
Organism: Pseudozyma hubeiensis SY62
Lineage: Eukaryota; Fungi; Basidiomycota; Ustilaginomycetes; Ustilaginales; Ustilaginaceae
Exons: 4
Coding region: 1-615 (204 amino acids)
Biological process (GO): proton motive force-driven ATP synthesis
Molecular function (GO): proton transmembrane transporter activity
Source: RefSeq, a predicted model, not a curated record